CUGCGCUGUAGAAAUGUUGUGACGUCGUAAAUGUGAGACCCAAAUCAAAGCGCUACGAAAUAUUGCUGCGACCUGAAGUUCCCACAUGUCCUGCUUUCGGAAGCAGCUAACAUCAAACUGGUGACGAGCUGUCAUUUCCUCUAGAUCUGAGAAAGAUUCACAUAAGAAGGCUACAGCUCCAGGAGUGGGAUGAGACUGGACCUGUCUCGAGUGGCUCAGGGAUGUCGCCUGGGAGUUUUGACUGGACUGGGAAAAUCAGGGCAGCAUUCACUAGAGGUGCCCGGCUGUCUCCUGUACACUCGCUGUGCAACUGUUCCCCAUCUGACCCAGGACACAUUACACACUCUGAGAGACCUGCCAUCAGUCACUCAGGUGUCAGUGGAUAGCCUUGCAGAGCAUCAUGAGGUUCUGGAGGAAUUCAAAGAGGGUGUCAGAAAGUUUGCAGGUCUUCAUGAUACUGUGCUUUUUUGCUCUCUGCAUGAUUCUGCGAACACUAGCCCUGCCGGUCACGUCACCAACAAGACAGUGUCGGUGUGGGGCAGUGGUGGAAGGAUAGAGCUGACAGCGGCUAAGUUCGUGGCGAUUCAGGCAGCUAUCCAGCCGGACUGCUAUCAGAGCAUGGCAGACGGAGAGACCUGGCAGGCUGGUACCUCUCGCAAGAGAGUCCGCAAAGCAGUGGACAGGACUCUGGCCCAUCUGGAUGAAUGUCUGGUGUUGCACCAGAAAACUCAGGAAUUAAAACAGGCAGAGAUAUUUGGGGUUGUUGAGGGUGGAGACAUUAUUGAGGAGAGGCUCCGGUCGGCACGAGAGACUGCCAAGCGUCCUGUGGGAGGAUUUGUCCUGGAUGGAUUUCAUUCUGCUGCCAUGGACCAGGAUGUGAGGGCUCAGCUGAUUAAAGCGACUUCUGCAGAGCUUCCGCAAGAAAAACCCAGAUUGGUGCUGGGGGUUGGCCGUCCUGAUGAGGUCAUUAGCUGUGUUGAAGCAGGAGUUGACCUGUUUGAGAGCUUCUUCCCCUUCCAGGUGACGGAGCGAGGCUGCGCGCUCUCCAUCAACUACACCAUUGAUCCCGACCCUGAGACGGCAGGUACAUCAACCCCUACAGUGUUGGAAUUCAACGGAGAGAUGCCUGCUGUCAAGAAGCUGAACUCAAAUGGUGAUGAAAAUAUGAUGCCUUUCGAAAUGAACCUCAGAGAUAAAAGGUAUCAAGAUGAUUUCCGCCCACUUGUUGAGGGCUGUGGCUGCUACUGCUGUAAAAAGCAUAUGAGAGCGUAUGUUCAUCAUUUACUGGUGACCAACGAGCUGCUCGGCGGUGUUUUACUCAUGCUACACAACAUGGAGCAUUACCUUGGUUUCUUCAAAGCGCUGCGGGAGGCAAUAGCCAGGGACUGUCUGCAGAACUUUAAAAAUAGAGUGCUCCAUUGCAGAGAAGGUGAUUGAAAUGAUUGAAGGACUUCAGGCAAAAAAAACAAUGACCAAAAGAACACCUACAUCAGAGCAUACUUAAGGCUUUGAUUUCAGAUUAUGUGUCUCAUGAAUAUAAAGCUGGAUUCUGAUGCAUGCGCUGUUGCAAUGCAAAAUAUCAGACAAAAGGUGCUAAUAUGAG
Messenger RNA from Cyprinus carpio (common carp), 1603 nucleotides. Its product is annotated as queuine tRNA-ribosyltransferase accessory subunit 2-like. The record is from RefSeq and is a predicted model, not a curated record. Lineage: Eukaryota; Metazoa; Chordata; Actinopteri; Cypriniformes; Cyprinidae. Gene Ontology annotation, molecular function: tRNA-guanosine(34) queuine transglycosylase activity.